CGUCCAUUCAGUCAUCCACUGACAAAAAUAAGGUUGUUAGUGACGUCAAUUGGAACGCACUCUUGAACAUGUGACCGUGACGUAUUAUAUUUGGGUAGUGUAGCCGGAAGUAUCAACGAGAGGAAUAUCUGAAGAAGAAAGCUUUUGCAUUACGUCUAAAUCGAGAAGAAAAACAAUAAAAAUACAUUCAUUCUCGGACCAUCAAGGAGCCUACCAGCAUGUCGAAUAUGGAGAAGCAUCUCUUCAAUCUCAAGUUUGCAGCCAAAGAACUGCAACGAAGCUCUAAAAAAUGUGACAAAGAGGAAAAGGCAGAAAAGGCCAAAGUCAAAAAAGCUAUCCAAAAAGGAAAUGUGGAAGUGGCACGGAUCCAUGCGGAAAACGCCAUCAGACAGAAGAACCAGUCGGUCAACUUCCUAAGGAUGAGUGCUAGGAUUGAUGCAGUGGCCGCCAGGGUCCAAACAGCAGUCACAAUGAACAAGGUCACUAAAUCUAUGGCUGGAGUGGUGAAAGGCAUGGAUGCCACACUGAAGAGUAUGAACCUGGAGAAGAUCUCCGGCCUCAUGGACAAGUUUGAGCAUCAAUUUGAGACGUUAGAUGUACAGACCGCUCAAAUGGAGGACACCAUGAGUAGCACAACCACACUAACCACCCCACAGAAUCAAGUGGAUUCACUGAUGCACGAAUUGGCUGAUGAAGCAGGGUUGGACCUGAACAUGGAACUCCCACAGGGACAGACUGGAUCAGUGGGCACCAGUGUAGCGUCAGCAGAGCAGGAUGAGCUGUCUUCAAGGCUUGCCAAACUCCGAGACCAAAUGUAAAGGAAGAACUCAGUCUGAGACCUCAAGUGCAGAGCUUCAGGUUACAAGACCUGCUCUGUUCUUUUCAUAAUGUCUUCGUCUCACUCCUUUAGUUUUUCUCUUUGAUGAUCCUACUGUAUCCUGUUUGAGAGGCUUGCACUUGGGUCCUUAUUGGUGUUCUUAAUUUACUGUUGUAUAUAGAGAGUAUCAAGUUACAGGAAUAUUAGCCACCCGCCUACGAACACUAAAACAAAGACUUAUUGGUUAUGGAAAAUGAAUUCAAUCUUUGAAAUAAUAUAUAUUAUAACUGGGAUGGUUGCAUCUGUGACUGAUGCUUUUUGUAUGUCCAUUUUUUUGUGUGUGUUGUAGUUUGGCAGGCCUCUUGUCUUAAGAGGAAACUGCAAUGUUAUAUUUGUUUCUUUCUGGUGUCCCUCCUUUUAGACAUUUUCUCAUACAAUAAUUUAUUCACGUGAAAAAUUAUGUUUAAAAAAUCUCAUCCUGUAUCAGAACGGCAUUGUUUUAAGGAGAGGUUGAUUCUUACAUUUGAUUGAUAACUCUGAGUCUUGGGAUGUCAUUUUUUUGUCCACACUGAUUAGGUUAUUAGAUAAUAAUACAAUUUUAUAACACUUUUAA
Salmo salar (Atlantic salmon) is the source of this 1430-nucleotide messenger RNA. Its product is annotated as charged multivesicular body protein 1b. NCBI's taxonomy places the organism in Eukaryota, Metazoa, Chordata, Actinopteri, Salmoniformes, Salmonidae. The record is from RefSeq and is a predicted model, not a curated record. Gene Ontology annotation, biological process: vacuolar transport.